GGAUGAUCGUGCAACAUAUGGUGUUGUCCGUCAGCAUCAACGGCGUUAGCACGGGCCACCGUCGUCGUUGCUUGCACGCUAGCAUCAUGGAUGAAUGCUUCAUCGACGAAACAGCAUCAACAUCGGACGUAGCGAUCAGAACGCGAUCAUCGCUCUUGGGCCACCAUGGACGCACACAAUGUAGCCGUUCAAGUGAUCGAGAACAAAGUCCAGAAGUUUCAUGAUCUACAAAAACCAUUCCGCAAUUUCCAUGGCUCCACCAACAGCACUCGUCCGUCUCAACGGACUCCCGACAAGUCCGUUGACACCAGCGGCCUCAAGAACGUCCUCCAAAUCGACGAGAAAGCCAUGACGGCGAUCGUCGAGCCUAACGUUCCCAUGGAUGCGCUCCUCCUGGCGACCUUGGAGCACAACCUCCUUCCACUCGUCGUCAUGGAAUUUCCUGGGAUCACCGUCGGCGGAGGUUUCUCCGGGACUUCGGGCGAGAGUAGUUCUUUCCGUCAUGGAUUCUUUGACAGUACCGUCAAUUGGAUCGAGAUCGUGCUCGCGAAAGGGGAGACUGUCCGUGCCAGCCGGACCCAUUUGCCAGAUUUGUUCUGGGGCGCUGCUUCGUCUUUUGGAACCCUCGGAGUCAUCACUUUGCUGGAGAUUCAACUUCGACCCGCGGCGAAGUAUGUUCAGCUCACCUGCUCUUCCUUCGAUAAUAUGGACGCGGCGAUGGCGGAGAUGGGCAAGGAAACCAUCAAUUCUGCGGUCGACUACCUCGAUGGCAUUGUCUAUUCGCAUAAUGAAAUCGUCAUCUGCUCAGGAAAGCUUUGCGACCAUAUCCCGCCCAAGGCUGUGGUGACGCAGUACACCCGCCGCCAUGAUCCAUGGUUCUACAUCCACGUCCAGAGGCAAACUUCCAAAUCGCGACAACCGAUCGUCUUGUUCAUUCCCAUCUUCGACUACCUCUUCCGCUACGAUCGCGGCGCAUUCUGGGUCGGAAAAUAUGCUUUCCAAUACUUCCUCACCCCUUUCAAUCGAAUCACUCGCUACAUCCUAGACCGCUUCAUGCAUACCCGCGUCAUGUACCAUGCCCUCCACGCCAGCGGCCAAUCCAAAAUCUACAUCAUCCAAGACGUCGCCAUCCCCUACAACGGCGCAUCGGACUUCCUCAACUGGCUCGAGACCAACCUCACGAUCUACCCUCUCUGGCUCUGUCCCCUACGACAAAGACGCGAUGCACCAGAUUCCCAACACGGCCUCUACGGCUAUCUCGGCAACCCGUCCACCCCGGAAUUCAUGAUGAACUUCGGCGUCUGGGGUCCUGGCUCCAGUGACAAACGUCGCUUUCUCGCGCAGAACCGCUCCCUCGAGCAAAAAGUCGACGCCCUCGGAGGUCGCAAAUGGCUCUAUGCCCAUGCUUACUACACCGAAGAUGAGUUCUGGUCCAUCUAUGACCGCAAGGCGUAUGAUGCCCUCCGCCAAAAGUAUGGCGCCCAAUAUCUCCCGAAUGUCUACGACAAGGUCAAAGUCGACCUUGACGCCGACGCGCAACGUGCCACGACGUGGCUCGCUUGGCUGAUUCUACUGUUUUGGAGUACUUGGCCUUUCAGUGGCUUGUAUGGUGUUCUCAAGGCCUGGCAGGGGGGUGAGUAUCUACUCGCGAAGGAGCCUCCCGCGAAAUUGAAGAAUUGAGCUGCGUACACGGUGUCAUUCUGUUUAUUGCUCAUGCCUGCGCAUUCUGACGACCGGUCUCAUGCUCCCACAACGCUCUGAAUGCCCCAUCUAUUUU
This is a messenger RNA of Dissoconium aciculare CBS 342.82, 1777 nucleotides long. Its product is annotated as FAD-binding domain-containing protein. NCBI's taxonomy places the organism in Eukaryota, Fungi, Ascomycota, Dothideomycetes, Mycosphaerellales, Dissoconiaceae. Gene Ontology annotation, biological process: steroid metabolic process. The transcript has a single exon. Gene Ontology annotation, cellular component: membrane; cytoplasm. The coding region runs from base 166 to 1680 and encodes 504 amino acids. Gene Ontology annotation, molecular function: Delta24(24-1) sterol reductase activity; FAD binding. The record is from RefSeq and is a predicted model, not a curated record.